AUGCUUUCUCAAUGGAAAUUAUGGGUUUGUUGUGCUCUUCUGACGUUGAGUUUCAGGGUAUCAAGGGCGUCACCAGGCGACCAGCUCGAUGAAUUCGAUGACUGUGUUGACGCAUGUGCUGUGGCAAAGCAUUGCCCGGAUGCAGAAGCGAUUGAGGAGGAUAAUCCGUUCAAGAACGACCAGUUUGCAGAUUUAGGGCUCUGCUAUAAGUUAUUGUUGUGGGACUGCAACAGCGAUUGUGAUUACCAAUGCCAGCACGUUAUAACGAAUAUGAGAAUCCAGAAUGGCGAGGAGAUUUACCAGUUCCAUGGAAAGUGGCCGUUCAAAAGAGCAUUCGGCACACAGGAGUUUUAUUCGACAAUUUUCUCGAUAGGUAACUUUGUGCCUCACUACAAGGGUUUUAAGUUGUGCAGGAGAGCAUUGAGAAAAAUUCCGCGUUCAGACCAGUCGAGGAAAAUGCUCGUGAACUACCUCCUUGUGUCAGUAGCCGGAAUGCUUGCAUGGACGAGUAGCUCCAUUUUCCACACAAGAGACUUAAUCAUUACGGAAAAGCUUGAUUAUUUCUUUGCUGGGUUCACGGUGCUCACUGGGUUCCAUGCCAUCUUCUACAGAUCUAUGAGGCUCGAUUUGCAUCAUAAAACUGGUACAUGCUUUAGUGUGCUCGUGAUAUUAAUAUUCCUAGCGCACAUUUUGCGCUUGUACCUAGAUUGGUCUUACACGUAUAAUAUGAGAUUUAAUGUUUUCUUCGGAAUUCUGCAACACAUGCUGCUUGUGGCACUUGCUCUUCUUAAUUUCCAACGCGUGCGCUCGCUGAGAAGUGAUCUGAUACACGAUCUCGUGCUAGUCCCGAUAGGACUUGUCGUUUUCACCUCUUUGGCGAUGUCUUGUGAGUUAUUCGACUUCUUCAGCUACAAUUUCCAGAUAGAUUCGCACGCUAUCUGGCAUGGUUUGACGAUAUUUCCAUCGUUUUACCUAUAUCCAUUCUUCUUGAAAGAUUAUAUUUUCCUAAAGUCCAAGACUGUGGUCAACAUCAAAGAGGUGUAG
This is a messenger RNA of Kluyveromyces marxianus DMKU3-1042, 1044 nucleotides long. It is a transcript of the gene PER1, whose product is annotated as Per1p. The transcript has a single exon. Gene Ontology annotation, cellular component: endoplasmic reticulum membrane. The record is from RefSeq and is a predicted model, not a curated record. Gene Ontology annotation, molecular function: hydrolase activity, acting on ester bonds. Gene Ontology annotation, biological process: GPI anchor biosynthetic process. Bases 1 to 1044 code for a protein of 347 amino acids. NCBI's taxonomy places the organism in Eukaryota, Fungi, Ascomycota, Saccharomycetes, Saccharomycetales, Saccharomycetaceae.